This is a messenger RNA of Darwinula stevensoni, 4475 nucleotides long. The record is from the annotation of a GenBank genome assembly. Lineage: Eukaryota; Metazoa; Arthropoda; Ostracoda; Podocopida; Darwinulidae.
AGCAGGUUGUGGCAUAUAUGAGCAAUAUGAUUAGGUGUAUGCUGCAGCAGGCAACAUAUUGAAAUGAGAUCCUUGAGUUUGUCCCGGUGGAUUUCUGUAUCCUUGAGAUACCAUGCUUCAAAAUAUUGUGAAGGAUCUGUCGUUCGUUUCAAGUCCAGCUUACCUUCUGCCGAGGCAUUACCUGUGGAACAAGAGAAUCUCACCCCAAGAUCUGAAGGAGUGACAUUAGAGACAAGAGGCCAAGUGCUUGAAGAUACUUUUGGCCGGUACCACAAUUAUCUUAGGAUUUCCUUGACUGAGCGAUGCAACCUUCGAUGCAUGUACUGCAUGCCUGAGGAAGGAGUGAAUCUGACUCCCAAACAGAGGCUGUUGACAACAGAUGAGAUUAUCAAGUUGGCAGAGCUGUUCGUAAAUGAGGGCGUUACAAAGAUUCGUCUCACAGGUGGGGAGCCAACAGUUCGGCCCGAUCUACUUGAGAUCAUCAGAAGACUCAAGCAAUUUGAGAAAUUGGAAACCCUGAGCAUGACAACCAAUGGCCUUCUACUUAGUAAGAAACUUCCUCAGUGGCAUGAAGCUGGACUGGAUCAGUUAAACAUAAGCCUUGAUACCCUCAUCCCAGUCAAAUUUGAGUUUAUUACCAGGCGCAAAGGAUGGGAGAGAGUCAUGGAAGGGAUUGAAGUUGCUUUGGAUUUGGGAUAUGGCCCAGUGAAGAUCAAUGUCGUCGUCAUACGUGGGAUAAAUGAAGAUGAGAUUUGCAAGUUUGUGGAGUGGACCCAGUCAAAGAAUGUUGAUGUGCGGUUCAUUGAAUACAUGCCCUUUGAUGGGAACAAGUGGAACACUACCAAGAUGGUUCCAUAUUUUGAGAUGCUGGACGUCAUCAAGAGACAAUUUCCCAAUUUGACCCGGCUCACCGAUCAGGCCAAUGACACUUCCAAGGCCUACAGGGUCCCUGGACAUGUGGGCCAGAUUGGGUUCAUCACAUCCAUGUCACAGCACUUCUGUGGCUCCUGCAAUCGACUGCGCAUCACAGCUGACGGCAACAUCAAAGUCUGUCUUUUUGGAAACUCUGAAUUCUCUCUCCGAGAUGCCCUCCGAGAUGGAAUUUCUGAUGAAGAGCUGCUUCAGGUUAUUUCUGCUGCUGUGAAGCGUAAAAAGAAACAUCACGCUGGAAUGCUGAACCUGGCCAAGAUGAAAAAUCGCCCUAUGAUCCUUAUUGGAGGGUGAACUUAACUCUUCCAUACAAGAGGCUCAGGGAAAAUUUAUCAUGGCAUUAUCUUUCUGCUGGUUUUACAUGCUCAGGAUCCCAACUCUACUGCUGAUGCUUCUCAAUAUUGUGGUAUCAUGUGAUGCAAUUGCUCCAUCCCUGUUGAUGUGAUUCUUCUAUUCCUGUUAUUUUUUUUUGUUUUUUUACAAAGACCUAUAUUUUUUGGCCAAGAUUUUCAGUGCUGGAAGAACAUGUGUGCAUGAAUGAGAAUGAAAUGAAAUUAUUGAGAUGCUCCAUAUUGACAUUGAGACUGUCAGUGCUAUUCUUGUUAUUUGCUGUUGUCAUCCUUGAAAUUUCUAGAUUGUGAAAGUUCUCUGUCUUUUUUUAUCAAUAAGAAAUGUCCUCUUCAUUGCAGUCUGUUGUAGAUGUGAUGAUAGUGUUCUUGGAUGCUGACCAAGUCCACCUGCUCGUUGAUGCCUUGGAGAAAAAUCCACUGAAAAGUCCAGCCCCUACCUUCUUUGCAUCUCAAGAUUCCCUCAGAGACUACACUACUACUCUCAAGAAACUCUUCCCAACACUUUAUGUUCUUGAUCGUGCUGCUCCCACUUCAGGAUUGAUUGAGGAACUGAAGACAUCCCUUCUUAAAGUUAUAACACUGAGGGAUGGAAAUAAAACAGAACUUGUGAAACUGUUGGAUGAAUACGCCAUGAAGAAGCUUGGGUGCACAUUGCACUCAAAUCUCAUCACCAAAGCAACGGAUUCAGUAUGUACCAUGGAUCAGGAAACUUUGCUGGAGAAUUCUUUAAUGAGUGAUUCAUAUGGAAAGCAAAUCCUCUUAGCCUUGCAAGGACUUGAGGAAACUUUGAAGAGAACCAUCAAUGAAUUGUGCAAGGAAGAAGAUGUUGCAAGAUGCCCCUUGGAUGACAUCAGGACCUCUGUGCUGCGUCGUCUGACAGCGCAAGACAAGCGGCACGGUGGGAGAUCUCUUUGGCGUCAACGCAAACCUCAUGCCUUUGAAUUGCUGCAGUUCUCAAAGUUGACUGAUGACCAAGAGAUCAAAAGAAAAAAAGAAAUGCCACAGCAGAUAUUUAUGCUGGACUCUGGAGAAGGUUCUGGGACAUAUGAACAAUUACCCUCUGCUGUGGUCUCAAACAGAGUUGUUGGAGCCACACUUCGAAUGGGGGAUGCAAACCUGACACAUGCAGAUGAAGAGGGAACCACCUAUCUUCUUCCCCUGAGAGAAAAUUCUGAUCCCAAGUUACAUCGCCGUUCCAAGGAACUGCUGCUGAUCACCAAGAAGACCCUGGAGGAGCGACGAAACACCCAUCAUGGAUCCCACAAAGGGAAUGUCACCCCAACAGACAUCAUGUCGAGGCCUUGGGUCGUGGCUGUGAUCGUCCUGGCUGUAGCAGGAAUACUCAUCACCAUCUUCGUCUUCGUCUACAUGUUCGUCCGCAUGUGUUCGGAGCCUCAGCUCAUGAAGUUUCACAGCAUAUCUCUUAUUUUGCUGUUUGCCAUCGGAUGCCUCUAUGCCAACAUCAUCCUGUUCAUCCUGCCGAAUUCUGAUACUAUUUGCAGCUGGCGUCUCUUUCUCCAUCCACUUGCGUACACAUUAUGCUUUGGUGCUCUGAUCGUAAAACUGAUGUUCCUACGUGCAGAAGACCAAAUUGGGCUCGGAGGUCGAACCCCCAUCUCCAAUAUCUAUCUGACCCUCCUUUUCAUCCUAUCAGUUCAGAUCGUGAUCUGCACCCAAUGGUUUCAGUUGAAGGAUGGAUGGCCUGAGAAUGUGGAUUGCUUUUAUGAAAAGUCAGACUUUAUCAUGCUGCACAUAUAUGAUGCUGUCCUACUGGUUUUGGCCCUCGUCAUGUCGGUGAUGCUUUACCGCACUUCUAGAAAUUACCUGGAGGUACGUUGGGUAUUCCUGUCGGUGUUGUUUAAUGUCCCCAUCUUUGCAUCAUGGAGCAUCGUGUACUUCCUCGCCCCAACAACCUACCAUGAUCCUGUCAUCUGCAUCGCAAUCCUUUCAUCUGCAACGGUGACCCUAGUUCUCAUAUUCAUUCCAACAGUCGGGCUGCUUUCGAAGCAGUCUGAUGCCUUCCGUCACGUUCGACUGCAACCAGCCCAAGCCAGUUCUUCAGGAUCAAACACAGUAGUAACCAAUAUGAGCGAUUUGGAUACAGUCUAUGGAAGCUGUGCCCGGGUUUCAACAGCACACGUGAGCCACAACCCCGUCUAUGACGACCUGUGGUACGCAAACGACCCCAAGCCAACACUGGUGCACAAGACCAAGAUCUUGGACCCCAUGCAAAAGGCACAAUUCUGUCAUGGGAGACCUCUGGUUCACCAGAGUUCAUCUGCAUCAAAGAGGAGCGUAAAGAGCUUUGAGGUUGCUUUUGAGCAGGAGAUGAAGGAUCCUCUCUUCCUAGGAAGGAGGUACAAGGAUGUAUACAGCAAGGGUGUUUACAAAGAGGCUUAUCCUUGAUUCUGAGAAGGAACCAUGGAUCAUCAUCAUCAGGACAUCAGGAACUGCUGUGGGCUUCCAUCCAUUCUGGAGAACCGUAAACAAGAGGCCUCAAGUAGCAUUUUUCUACUUGUAACCUGGGCAUUUAAAAGUGCACGAAUUGUUUUGUAUGGUACUGUAUUUACAUGGUGCUGUCUGUUUUUUAAUGCAGCUGUUGUCCAAGGGUCACGAGUGAAAAAGAUUAUGCCUCAAAAAUGGACCAAGCACCACAAGAUUUCAAUGCAGAUCAGAAACAUUCUUGAUCCAUUUAUUAUCUGACUUUUAAGCUUCCAAAUGGAGCUCACUCAAUUACUGGCUCAUUUCAUAUAGUGUACCAUGAUCACAUUGGAUCUGGUGAAUGGAGUGAUUUUACUCAAACUAGAGGGAUGGAUGACUGGAGUUACAAGGUGAACCUCUUAACUUUCAAAUAAGCUUCUACGAAAUUCUCCUCAAAGAGUUCACCGUCAAUUUAUUCCCAACGUUGUUGCAUAUGGCAACAAAGAAAUUAAGCUCUGAAAUCCCUCUUGUUGGGUAAAAUAAUUAGCUCUAAAUGAACUGAACCUGAACGCCAUUGGUACCCCUUACAUCUCUCCGAAGCCAGGUAAAAAAUGGAUCUAUGAAGCAUACCUUGGCUUUGGUUUACUUUUGAGGCACUCUCAUUUUUUCACUAAUAGCGCCCAUUUAACUUUUUUUUGCUGAGGCAGCUAUAUAUUGUACACCUCCGGUGAUGCAUUUAUUGUUAUUAAAGUGUAUGAAUCCUUGUUUACUACA